Molecule: messenger RNA, 488 nt
Organism: Seriola aureovittata
Lineage: Eukaryota; Metazoa; Chordata; Actinopteri; Carangiformes; Carangidae
Product: 28S ribosomal protein S23, mitochondrial-like
Exons: 3
Coding region: 117-473 (118 amino acids)
Biological process (GO): translation
Cellular component (GO): mitochondrion; ribosome
Molecular function (GO): structural constituent of ribosome
Source: RefSeq, a predicted model, not a curated record
CAGGUUCACGCUUUUAUUCUGAAAAUCCUGCCGGAUGUGUCUGACUAGUAUUAGCUAGAGGACACAGUCCUGUCUCAGUGCGGCGCUGACCUCCGGCUGUCGAUGAGAAAAGUCAGAUGGCGGGGAGCAGACUAGAGAAGUUUGGAACCGUAUUCACCCGGGUUCGAGACCUGAUGCGCUCCGGAGUCAUAAAGCCGUCAGAGAAACCCGUCUGGUAUGAUGUCUACCAGGCUUUUCCACCGAAGAGGGACCCGCUCCACGUGAAGCCACACUUCAGACCCAGCACCAAGAAACAGGAGACGGUGCCUGAGAUCUUCUACAGAGAGGAUGAAGUGAGAGCGAAGUUCUAUGAGCGCUACGGGGCGGGGCGGCCUCUCGAUCUCGCCAAAUCAAACUUUGUCUCUACGUGUCAGAGGUAUGUUUUAGGGAUUGACCGAUUUCUUUUUUUCACAGCCGAUACUGAUUAUCAGUAAAGACACUCAUGGUGG